Molecule: messenger RNA, 897 nt
Organism: Schizosaccharomyces japonicus yFS275
Lineage: Eukaryota; Fungi; Ascomycota; Schizosaccharomycetes; Schizosaccharomycetales; Schizosaccharomycetaceae
Product: hsp70-like protein
Exons: 2
Coding region: 1-897 (298 amino acids)
Cellular component (GO): cytoplasm
Source: RefSeq, a predicted model, not a curated record
AUGGAGAAAUUGCUGGCAUUAGCGACGAGUUUGUCUGCAAAGGAUGCAGACGGCGCCGAGGCGACGGCGGCGGCGCCGGUGACGACGACGCCGGGCGAAAAAAUCGACACCUCGGUGCUGGACCACAUUUUCGGUGCCAAUCCGGCCGAGGAGAUGAAGCAGGCCAUGGCUGCGAUUGAAGACCCUGAGGUGACCUUGGAGAACAAGGAGGUGGCCUUUGACAACCUGGAGAUGCUCGUGGAGCAGAUUGACAAUGCGAACAAUCUCGUCCCCCUCCAACUCUGGGAUCCUCUCUUGAAGCAGCUCCAAAACGAGGAGCCUUCGCUGCGUAAACUCGCUGCUUGGACAGUGGGUACGGCAGUCCAAAACAACCCCACAUCACAACAAGCACUCCUGGACCACAGCGGCUUGUCGAAGCUUUUCGACGCUCUUCGUGCGGAAACGGACGAUGAAGUCAAGAGCAAACUGCUGUAUGCGCUGUCCAACGAGUUAAAAUUCAACUACAAAGGUCUUGCUCGCUUAAACACGGUUCCCGAGGCCUGGAACACGUUGAUGCUGCUUUUGGAGGGCCAAAACUCGACCAUCGUCAAGCGCCUCGUGUUCUUCCUUUACGCCAUCUUGGCUCAGGAAGACGACAGCUCAAAAUUGUUGCUCGAGAAGUGCAACGAGUACGCUGUCGCCGACAAGGUGGUCCGUUUCAUCCUCCAACACCGUGAAAACGAGGAUUGCGUGGACAAGGGACUCCAAACGCUCUUCCUUUUGUUGGAGAAGAAGGCUCGGCUGACGACUGGUGAACAGUUGGCCGCCGAGUUGGCUGCCCUCAAGACUGAGUACGAACACAUUCUCACUGCCACUGCAUGGGAAACGUUGCAGGAGAUGUUAGCACGGAAGGAAUAA